Molecule: messenger RNA, 453 nt
Organism: Schizophyllum commune H4-8
Lineage: Eukaryota; Fungi; Basidiomycota; Agaricomycetes; Agaricales; Schizophyllaceae
Exons: 1
Coding region: 41-358 (105 amino acids)
Source: RefSeq, a predicted model, not a curated record
CCACCCACCCCUCGUCGGUUCACUUCAUCACUGAGCCUUGAUGAGCUCAGUGCAGCACCGACCCUUUAUGGAUCCUCUCCGGACUGCUCCUUCACUAGUCCCCUUCGCCACUGAUCCUUCUUUGGUCCGUCUAUCACUACCGCUGCCCCCUUACGCGCGCCCAGGUCCUCGAGCGGUCUGCGCUUCUCUUAUGUCCUCCACUCGGCGGCGGCGGCGGCGGCGUCUUACUCAACUUAUCGCAGGCGCCCUCUGCAUUGACGGGGCUGCGCUUCAUUCAUCAUACUCGUCCUUCUGCUGUCAGCCGUCUACGCUCCCUCUCAUAUCGCGCCUACUACGUACAAUUACCCUUCGGCCUUAAGACGCGACCUCGCCCAACAGCCUAUUCAAGCGGCCUCGUUGAAGCCCCCCGUACGUUUUCCCUAGGUCGUAACUUCCUCCUUCCCGAGAUGAGUU